GGCUUGGGAGAACGUUAUAUCUCUGCCCCACGGAUAAACAAUAUCCCACUUCCACAGCCGGCGGGACCCGCGUGUGCACAAACGUUCAACAACGCUCCGCAACUACCGGCAAAUGCUCAGCUGCGCGGAACGGUUCCCUGCCGGCUUGUAACAUCUACGCGUCUAGUACCACACGAUCAUGACGGGCACAGCGUUACACUCACAACUGCGACAAAUCGCCGAAGAGGAGCUGGGAGAAACGGAAGAGCUCAGACAGCAGGCCCUGGACGAUCUCACCAAGCUUCUGAACGACGAACCUGGACUCAACUGGAACGACGAACCUGCCUUCCUUCUCCGGUUUCUGCGGGUGCGAAAGUACAACACUGAGGCGGCAUUGAAGAGCAUCAAAAAGUACUACCGCACGAGGAGCAGCUGUGGGAAGAGUAAUUUGGAUCUCAGACCUUCAACUAUUGUUCCAGAGUGCAGAGAAAUAGCAGCUGUUUUACCUCACAGGGAUGCUCAAGGGCGGCAAAUUUUGCUGAUCAGAAGUGGCGUCUGGAAUCCCGCUGUGGUGCCCCAGAUUGACGUGCAUCGGGCCUUCCUCAUGUGUCUGAAGCACCUCGAGCGUAGCCCGUCAGGUCAGACGGCCGGCAUCGUUAUCAUCAUUGACUACGAAGGGUUCGGCAUCGAGCACGCUAUCAACUGCAAAUUGGGCCUUAUGAAAGACCUAACGGACUUCGCCCAGGAAAGCAUGCCGCUGCGUUUGCGGGCGGUGCACGUCAUACGAGAGUCGAGAGGCUUCGACUUUUGCUUCGCUCUCCUGCGUCCGUUCUUGAAGAGCAAAAUUAUCCAGAGGAUACACUUCCACGGGUACAAGAUGGAAGGGCUGCACGAACACGUUCCAGCCAGCAUUCUACCGGAAGCUUACGGCGGCCUGGUGUCUGACACAGUGUUCCAGAAGUUUUGGCUGCAACUGGACGCCGAUGAGCACUUUUUUGCACAAGAGAAUAAAUACGGCUACAAGAAUAUCGGCAGCUGCGAGACACCGUCGGAGCUCACGAACACGAUAGUAACGCACCUGUAAUGCGACGACGAAUGCUGUAAAGCGAAUCACCCAUCCUAUGCUGUCAGAGGACUAUAUAUUUGUACUGCCAGUAUUUUACAGCGAGUUGGAAAAUAUUAUACAUUGUCAACUGUACCAAUUUCUGGAAGAAACAACGUGAUCUCACCUACUUGCUUUGGAUUCAGAAAUAAACAGACCUGCAGAAGUG
This is a messenger RNA of Rhipicephalus sanguineus (brown dog tick), 1250 nucleotides long. RefSeq names its product alpha-tocopherol transfer protein-like. The record is from RefSeq and is a predicted model, not a curated record. Gene Ontology annotation, cellular component: membrane. The transcript is spliced from 6 exons. Gene Ontology annotation, molecular function: phosphatidylinositol bisphosphate binding. Bases 179 to 1063 code for a protein of 294 amino acids. NCBI's taxonomy places the organism in Eukaryota, Metazoa, Arthropoda, Arachnida, Ixodida, Ixodidae.